This is a messenger RNA of Psammomys obesus (fat sand rat), 4609 nucleotides long. It is a transcript of the gene Abcc12, whose product is annotated as ATP binding cassette subfamily C member 12. The record is from RefSeq and is a predicted model, not a curated record. Gene Ontology annotation, molecular function: ATP binding; ATP hydrolysis activity; ABC-type transporter activity. NCBI's taxonomy places the organism in Eukaryota, Metazoa, Chordata, Mammalia, Rodentia, Muridae. Gene Ontology annotation, cellular component: membrane. The transcript has 26 exons. Gene Ontology annotation, biological process: transmembrane transport. Bases 404 to 3970 code for a protein of 1188 amino acids.
GGCCCUAGUGGGUGACCACCCCCUAACUGGGUGAACAGUGUGAGAGCAGUGGAUGAUCAUCUCCUCAGCUGGGUCCGAGGGGCACACACAGAGCGUGCCUCUCCAUUGGCGGGGCUCAUCAUGUGCCCCAAGAACUAAGAAUUUCAGUAGUAACUUUUCCAGUCUUUCUUUAGUGUUCACCGUAAGACUUUAAAUAGCUCCAGGAGAGCAGCUCUGUGGUUUUUUUGGUUUGUUUUUGUCUUUUCCUUUCUUGGCACCCGAAAUUCUCGGGAAUUUCGCUCACGUUCUCAGUGGUCCACUGUCAUCCUGCUCACACCUCCUCUAUCUGCUUCUUCACUCCUCACUGAUAUAAGCUUGAAAGUGUCCCAAAGCCAAGAGUCUAGGGCUCCAGACCGGCAUCAAGAUGGUGGGUGAGGGCCCAUACCUUAUCUCAGACCUGGAUCGGAGAGGCCAGCGGAGAUCCUUUUCCGAGAGAUAUGAUCCCAGCCUGAAAACCAUGAUCCCAGUGCGACCCUAUUCAAGGUUGGCGUCCAACCCCGUGGAUGAUGCUGGGCUGCUGUCCUUCGCCACGUUUUCCUGGCUCACACCUGUGAUGAUCCAAAGUUACAAGCACACGCUGACAGUGGACACCCUGCCCCCAAUAUCGCCAUAUGACUCCUCUGACAUCAACGCCAAGAGGUACCAGGGUCACCAAGGGAGUGGCACUGUGAACAGGGGAUCCCGAGGGUCCUUCCACUUGCUUCUGCUCCCCCUGCAGAAACUGACACCUAUACGAGCUUCUCUUCUCAGGGGCUGUUCAUUGUGGUGUGGGUUUGAAAUGCCUAUGCUUCUUGGCCCAGUCUAUGGGGAAGAUAUAAGAAAGAGAGAGAGAAAAUUGCUGGAAAAGGCUGGCUAUGUCCAAAGCGGAAACUCAGCCCUAGCUCCCAUCGUGUCCACCAUAGCCAUCGUGUCAACCUUCAGCUGCCACAUCAUCCUGAAACGCAAGCUCACUGCCCCUGUGGCAUUUAGUGUGAUUGCCAUGUUUAAUGUAAUGAAGUUUUCAAUUGCAAUCUUGCCUUUCUCGGUCAAAGCAGUGGCCGAAGCCUGUGUCUCUCUAAGGAGAAUGAAGAAAAUCCUCAUAGCUAAAAGUCCCCCAUCCUACAUCACCCAACCAGAAGACCCAGACACUGUCUUGCUUUUAGCAAAUGCCACCCUGACAUGGGAACAAGAAGUCAACAGGAAAAGUGACCCACCGAAGGCACAAGAUCAGAAAAGGAACAUUUUCAAGAAACAGAGGCAAGAGCUGUACAGUGAGCAAAGCCCAUCAGCUCAGGGAGUUGCUAGCCCAGAGCGGCAGAGCGGCAGCUCCAAGUCAGUCCUACACAACAUCAGCUUCGUGGUGCGGAAGGGGAAGGUCUUGGGAAUAUGUGGGAAUGUUGGAAGUGGGAAGAGUUCCCUCAUCUCAGCUCUCCUAGGACAGAUGCAGUUGCAGAAAGGGGUCGUGGCUGUCAACGGACCCUUGGCUUACGUUUCUCAGCAAGCAUGGAUCUUUCACGGAAACGUGAGGGAGAACAUCUUGUUUGGAGAGAAGUACAACCACCAAAGGUACCAACACACAGUUCAAGUCUGUGGCCUCCAGAAGGACUUGAACAGCCUGCCUUAUGGAGACCUGACUGAGAUUGGGGAGCGGGGUGUCAACCUCUCGGGGGGACAGAGGCAGAGGAUCAGCCUGGCCCGUGCUGUGUACGCCAACCGUCAGCUCUACCUGCUGGACGACCCGCUCUCGGCCGUGGAUGCCCACGUGGGGAAGUACGUCUUUGAGGAGUGCAUUAAGAAGACACUCAAAGGGAAGACUGUGGUCCUGGUUACUCACCAGUUGCAGUUCCUGGAGUCCUGUGAUGAGGUCAUUUUGUUAGAAGAUGGAGAGAUUUGUGAAAAGGGCACCCACAAGGAGUUGAUGGAAGAGAGGGGGCGCUAUGCAAAGCUGAUCCACAGCCUCCGAGGAUUGCAAUUCAAGGAUCCAGAGCGCAUUUACAAUGUAGCCAUGGUGGAGACGCUGAAGGAGAGCCCAGCUCAGAGGGAUGAAGACUCUGACUUGGCUUCAGGAGAUGUGAAAGACGAAGCAAAAGAACCUGAAACAGAAGAAUUUGUAGACACAAAAGCUCCCGUGCACCAACUUGUCCAGAUUGAAUCCCUCAGAGAAGGAAUCGUGACCUGGAAAACAUACCACACGUAUAUUAAGGCUUCUGGAGGGUACCUGGCCUCCUUCCUGGUACUGUGCCUCUUCUUCCUGAUGAUGGGCUGCUCUGCUUUCAGCACCUGGUGGCUGGGGCUCUGGUUAGACAGGGGAUCCCAGGCCAUCUGUGCGCCCCAGAGCAACGACUCAGCCUGCAGUGCCGAACAGAUCCUGCAAGACACCGAGCACCACAUGUACCAGUUGGUUUAUAUAGCAAGCAUGGUGUCUGUGCUGGCAUUCGGCAUCAUCAAAGGCUUUACCUUCACCAACACUACACUGAGGGCAUCCUCCUCGCUCCACAACAGGGUGUUCAACAAGAUCGUCAGGAGCCCAAUGAGCUUCUUUGACACAACUCCCACAGGCCGUCUGAUGAACCGUUUUUCUAAAGACAUGGACGAGCUGGAUGUGAGGCUGCCGUUCCACGCCGAGAACUUUCUGCAACAGUUUUUUAUGGUGGUGUUUAUUCUGGUGAUUAUGGCUGCAGUGUUUCCUGUGGUCCUUCUGGUUCUGUCCGGCCUGGCUGUAAUCUUCUUCAUUCUUUUACGCAUUUUUCACCGAGGAGUCCAGGAGCUCAAGCAGGUGGAGAACAUCAGCCGGUCCCCGUGGUUCUCUCACAUCACCUCCUCCAUGCAGGGUCUGGGUGUCAUCCACGCCUACAACAAGAAGGAUGAUUGCAUCAGCAAGUUUAAGAUACUAAACGAUGAAAACUCCAGCCACCUCCUGUACUUCAACUGCGCCCUUAGGUGGUUUGCUCUCAGAAUGGACGUCCUCAUGAACAUUGUCACCUUUGUUGUGGCCUUGUUGGUGACCCUGAGUUUUUCUUCAAUCAGUGCUUCAUCCAAAGGCCUGUCAUUGUCUUACAUCAUCCAGCUCAGUGGACUGCUUCAAGUGUGUGUGCGAACGGGGACAGAGACCCAAGCCAAGUUCACCUCUGCAGAGCUGCUGAAGGAGUACAUUUCGAGCUGUGUUCCUGAACACACACACCCCUUCAAAGUGGGGACCUGUCCCAAAGACUGGCCGAGCCGUGGGGAGAUAACUUUCAAGGACUAUCAGAUGAGAUACAGAGACAACACCCCUCUUGUUCUUGAUGGGCUGAACUUGAACAUCCAGAGCGGGCAGACCGUUGGGAUUGUGGGAAGAACAGGUUCUGGAAAAUCAUCACUGGGCAUGGCCCUGUUCCGUCUGGUGGAACCUGCCUCUGGUACCAUCUUCAUUGACGAGGUGGAUAUUUGCACUGUGGGUCUGGAAGACCUCCGCACCAAGCUCACCAUGAUCCCCCAGGAUCCUGUCCUGUUUGUAGGUACAGUAAGGUUCAACUUGGAUCCCUUGGGGAGUCACACCGAUGAGAUGCUCUGGCAUGUUUUGGAGAGAACAUUCAUGAGAGACACAAUAAUGAAACUCCCAGAGAAAUUACAGGCAGAAGUCACAGAAAAUGGGGAAAACUUCUCAGUAGGGGAACGCCAGCUGCUUUGUAUGGCCCGAGCACUUCUCCGUAAUUCAAAAAUCAUUCUCCUUGAUGAAGCUACUGCCUCCAUGGACUCCAAGACGGACACCCUUGUUCAGAGCACCAUAAAAGAUGCCUUCAAAAGCUGCACAGUGUUGACCAUCGCCCAUCGCCUAAACACGGUUCUCAACUGUGACCUUGUCCUGGUCAUGGAAAAUGGGAAGGUGAUUGAGUUUGACAAGCCUGAAGUCCUUGCCGAGAAGCCUGACUCUGCAUUUGCGAUGUUACUAGCUGCAGAAGUUGGACUGUAACGUCCCGUGGUUGAUUGGAGAGGAGGCCAUGGAUGAGUGACAGUAGAAGCCUGAAGGCAGUGUCCUGCGGCCCUGGCCACAGCCCCUCCCACCCACUGAGCUGGGUGAGCUGGGGCUGAAAUGUGUUCCUUGCUCUUCUGGGUACCUCGGCCACCUCCCUUGGCAGACUCAGGGCUAGUUCUGGAUGGUGAAGAGUGUAGACAAAGCCUGGUGGGUUGAGAGCUGCCUUUCACCUCUGAAAACCCCAAGGAUCCCUCAUGUGUCCCCACCAAUACUACAUAAUGCCUGAGAAUGGGAACAUUCUAACUUUCAGUCAAAAACCAGUCAAAGCAAACAAGAUGGAGAAAUGUUCAAGGCUGGAAGUGACAGGAUUCCUCACUUUUGUUACCAGACAAGGAGAGAGAAGGGUUUUCUUUCUGCUUAGCUUCAUUUCAAUUUUAGCUGACGAUAUGAUAAGCAGUAACCUCACAGAUCUACAGCAUGGAAGACUGAUGAUAGUGUUUGGCAUGAGAUUUUAUUUUCAAAGAAAUCAUAUUGUAUGUUACAGUUGAUCUAUUAAAAGACCCAGAAAGCAAAACACUGGGGUUUCUGAAUAAAUGACAUUUUUAUAUCUUCUUUAUCAGUCAUUAAAAUGCGAUA